Messenger RNA from Nematolebias whitei (Rio pearlfish), 414 nucleotides. Its product is annotated as midasin. The record is from RefSeq and is a predicted model, not a curated record. NCBI's taxonomy places the organism in Eukaryota, Metazoa, Chordata, Actinopteri, Cyprinodontiformes, Rivulidae. Gene Ontology annotation, biological process: rRNA processing; ribosomal large subunit assembly. Gene Ontology annotation, cellular component: preribosome, large subunit precursor.
AUGUGGCCCACGUCUCUGCUGGGCAGGAGCGUGUGCGCGAGCUGGUUUACAGAGCUUUAUGUGCAGGAGCUAGAAAACGAAGGAGACUUGAGGAUCCUGGUGUCAGACUACCUGAAGUGCUUGAAUCCACCAAGGAAUGUCAUUAGUGGCAUCAUAAGUUUUUACCUAGCAACACGAAAAGAGGCCAACUCCCACUUGACGGAUGGGACCGGUCACCGACCCCAUUACAGUCUUCGGACCCUGUGCCGGGCUCUGAAGUACGCAGCAGCGAAUCCCUGCCGCAGUGUGCAGCGAUCACUGUAUGAGGGUUUCUGCCUGAGCUUCCUGACUCAGCUGGACAGGAGCUCCCACCCUCUUCUUCAGAGCUUGGUGUGUAAACACAUCCUGAUGGGGAACACAAAGUGUCUCAAACAG